Messenger RNA from Postia placenta MAD-698-R-SB12, 546 nucleotides. RefSeq lists its product as hypothetical. Lineage: Eukaryota; Fungi; Basidiomycota; Agaricomycetes; Polyporales; Adustoporiaceae. The record is from RefSeq and is a predicted model, not a curated record. The coding region runs from base 1 to 546 and encodes 181 amino acids. The transcript is spliced from 2 exons.
AUGAAGACUCCUCAGGUUCUCGGCGCCGUCUUCGGGAUCUUGGGCGGCUUGUUGUUACUGCUCAAUGUCUUCGCUUACUGGCGACGCUCCCGCCGCCGUAACCGAAGUAAGCGCAAGUACGACGAAUGGAUCGAGCGCAGGACAUUCCAGACACCCGCCUCUACCAUAUUAGCGGCUAAUCCUCAGUCAGCGAGUACCGACAGCCUCUAUACCGCUGAGGCGUACAUGAGCGAGUCCGUGAACAGCAGCCCGUACCGCUACGGUGCAGUCGCGCGCUCGGUCUCUCCCGUGCUAGUCAUUGGGCAUUCCCCAGAACUUUCCGCGCCACCUGUGACGCCUCAGCCCAAUCCAUUCACGAUCACGGCGCCUGUCUUGCCAGAGCCGUCGCUGUCGGGUGCACCAGAGACGUCGCCGGCUAUGGGUGCCUUGAGGCCGAGCUCUCCCAACGAACCGUUCCCUUGGACAACGAACAUAGUCUUUGCGCGACCACCGCAACGGAUAUCUUACGCGUCUUCCCAGUCUGCCCAAACAGUGUAUGCAUUGUGA